GGGAGCAGGCAGCAGGGAUCCGCGAAGGCAAAGAGGGGUCGGGGAAGAAAGAAAAAUCCACGGCGCCACCGUGUCACCCCCGCACUGGCGGCCGCGCGCCGCUGCCGACGACGCCUAUAUCAGUCGCAAGCCUCCACCUCCUCUCCUCAUCCUCUCUCUCACUCACAACGCAGAGCAGAUAGCAGAGCGUGCCUCGCUCCUGUUUCUCCGUCGUUCAGCUUCCUCCCUCCAGAAAUCUCCUCGCGGUAGGUUGGUCUCCAACGCCGCCGGCCGGCCACCGCCAUGGGCAUCGUCGACGUCGUCUCCGAGUACUGCUCCUUACCCAGGACCCGCCGCCACCUCAAGAAGCGGAAGCAGUUCCAGACGGUGGAGAUGAAGGUGCUGAUCGACUGCGACGGCUGCGAGCGCAAGGUCCGGAAAGCCCUGGAGGGCAUGAAGGGCGUGAGCUCCGUGGACGUGGCGGCGCGGCAGCACAAGGUGACGGUGACGGGCUACGUCGACGCCGGCAAGGUCAUGCGCCGGGUCGCCUACAAGACGGGCAAGCGCGUGGAGCCGUGGCCGUACGUGCCCUACGACGUGGUGGCGCACCCCUACGCCCCCGGGGCCUACGACAAGAAGGCGCCGCCAGGGUACGUCCGCAACGUCGUCUCCGACCCCACCGCCGCGCCGCUGGCGAGGGCGUCGUCGACGGAGGUCAGGUACACCGGCGCGUUCAGCGACGAGAACCCAAACGCCUGCGCCGUCAUGUGAUGUAUGCGAUCGGCGGAGGUGGUGGCCGGCCGGCCGGCCGGCCGGCGGUGCAUCAUGGAGUAGGAGGGGUAAUCGCUCCAGAUUUCUUCUCUAGCUUGUAGGUGUAGUUGCUGGAGCUUUUAUUUUUUUUUUGGUUUUCUUUCUUCUCUACCAUUAGCUAGCUCAUCUGGUUCGAUGCCUGUAAAAGAUGAUGUUUUUGUAGUAGGUUUGUGCAAAAGAACUGCAAAAUCAGUGGUGAAAAAAAAUUUUAUUCGAGUUUGUAGGAUUUUUUGAGAGCC
Messenger RNA from Setaria italica (foxtail millet), 1028 nucleotides. Its product is annotated as heavy metal-associated isoprenylated plant protein 27. The record is from RefSeq and is a predicted model, not a curated record. The transcript is spliced from 2 exons. Lineage: Eukaryota; Viridiplantae; Streptophyta; Magnoliopsida; Poales; Poaceae. Gene Ontology annotation, molecular function: metal ion binding. Bases 283 to 750 code for a protein of 155 amino acids.